AUCUUGCCGCUUCCUGUUUGUUGUCACACAUGUCAAACUGUGUCCAUCAAGACGGCACAGAGUGAAAGUGACGCCCGACGAGGGAGCGCACAGGGCGGGCAGGGCGGCGAUGUGAGGACCGGGACGCUUAAAUCUUGUAUCUGUAAGAAUGGUCGCUCCGGUGAUAACGGAACUGGCGUGUUUCCCCACUGGCUUGACUGGUUCCUGACCCAUAUUCCCGGAGAAAAUCGUUUUGAAUAUCGCUCAGGAGGAAUCUGCUCUCUGUGGAGGGUUGGUGGUGCGCGCACAGCUCCAGGAGCAGCGGAGGGGUCGUUGCAUCCAUCCUCCUCAGUCAGUGCUCCUCUCUCCGUGCCUCAGAGCCUCAGUGACCGCUCGACGUCUGCGGGAUUCCCUGCAAUGAAACCGCAGUAAUCCAACCUGUGUUUUCCCUUUUUCUUUUCUUUUCGAUAUUUACUUCCCAUCGAGGCAGGAGAAGAAGAAAAACCAAGCCCCGGCUGCAAGUUUGCGUGUGUGCGCCAGACUGGAGGAGGGAGGGAAGCGAUGGCAAACCCGGUGAAAGCAGCGUUGGCUCUCCUGGUUCUCAGUGUGUCAGCUGCCUUGUGUGCGGAGGUGGAGGAGCGGCUGGUGAGUCACCUGUUGUCGCCGGAGCGCUACAACAAGCUGAUCAGACCAGCUGUCAACAACAGUCAGCAGGUCACCAUUUACAUCCAAGUGUCUCUCGCCCAGCUGAUCAAUGUGAAUGAGAGGGAGCAGAUCAUGACCACAAACUGUUGGCUCACUCAGGUAUGGAAUGACUACAGAUUAAUGUGGGACCCCGAAGAGUACGAGGGCAUCAAGAAAAUCCGCCUCCCGUCACAAAACAUCUGGCUGCCAGACAUCGUCCUCUACAACAAUGCCGAUGGGACCUAUGAAGUCUCCUUCUACUCUAAUGCUGUGGUUUCCAACAACGGGGAGGUAGCCUGGCUUCCACCAGCCAUCUACAAGUCUGCUUGUAAAAUUGAAGUCCGUGACUUCCCCUUCGACCAGCAGAACUGCACCCUUAAGUUUCGCUCUUGGACCUACGACCACACGGAGAUCGACCUCAUCCUUCUCAGUGACUUUGCCUCACGUGACGACUUCAAACCCAGUGGCGAGUGGGAUAUUGUUUCAUUGCCCGGACGAAAGAAUGAAGACCCUAAUGACAUCAGGUACCUGGACAUCACCUAUGACUUUAUUAUCAAGAGAAAACCUCUGUUCUACACCAUCAACCUGAUCAUUCCCUGCAUCCUGAUAACAUCCCUGGCCAUUCUGGUGUUCUACCUCCCGUCAGACUGUGGUGAGAAGAUGACUCUCUGUAUCUCUGUCCUUCUGGCCCUCACUGUGUUCUUACUCCUGAUCUCAAAGAUUGUACCACCUACGUCUUUAGCAGUGCCUCUUAUCGGGAAGUACCUAAUGUUUUCGAUGGUGCUGGUCACCUUCUCCAUUGUAACCAGCGUUUGCGUGCUCAAUGUACACCACCGGGCCCCCAGUACGCACACCAUGCCUCCCUGGGUCAAGCGUGUCUUCUUAUACCAGCUCCCCUCUUACCUCUUCAUGCGGAGACCUGGUAGCUCCAACAUUCGCGAGAAGUUCCGGAAAAAACACCAGCAGCGAUCGUACUCUGACCAGAAGAUGCGUGGAGCAGACGGAGGGACAGGAAGCACCGUGGGAAUGGCAGAUUCCUCCUCGUCCUUCUUUGUCAAUGAGGAUUCAGCCAAACACUACGGCUGGAAGGUCAGCGACUUGUCAGAGAACACAGAGUUCAGAAAGAGGAUGACUCUCAAGUCUAACAUUGAUGUGGAGGAUGCAGUGGAUGGAGUGAGAUACAUCGCUGAGAAGAUGAAGAGCGAGGAUGAUGAUGAAGGGAUCAUUGAAGACUGGAAGUAUGUGGCCAUGGUGAUCGAUCGUCUCUUCUUGUGGAUCUUUGUGUGUGUGUGCGUGGUCGGGACGCUCGGCCUCUUCAUGCAGCCUCUGUUCCAGAGUUACAACAUCCCCAUUGUUGAUGACGUCGACCAUAACUGAAACUUUUGAUCCCAACAUGACCCGGACAGGAACCUUGAGUCCCCCUCCCCUGCCCCACCCCCUUGAAACAGAACUCUGAUAACAUUUUAACACAAGCUCACACGUCCGCCUCACAUGCCACUCUCACUGGGAAAUGAUUAUGAUGCACUUUAGCCCUCAACCACCACCUCCAUCCCCUGCCCCAUUCAUCCUGCAUCAUCAUCAUGACUCAUCUGUCAUUCACAGAGGAACUAUAUCUAUUUAUUUCAGAUAACUUAAAGGAUCAUUCUGUUUUAUAACAAACACAUUUUCAUAGUUGUUGGCCAUUGUUCAGUAGACAUAAUCAUGAUCUCAAGUUAAAAUAAACCAGAAUUAUCUUUUAAUUCAAAAUGUGAAAUGAAUCCACCUUUCAGCCAUGAUGCUGUUGCUUGGGGGAUAAAUAUAUAUCAGCCUUUUCCAGUGUCACCCUGUCACAUAUCAGAGCUUUAUCUUUCCAACAGCAACUCAGGACUUUUUUUCUGUUUAGAACAGACUUGUUUUGCACUUUUGUCCUGAACCAUCUCUCUGUAUCUAAAUCAAAUGGCCCUACAGGACACUAUGGGGCCAGCAUGCAUACGACACUGUUUACUUGUUAUAAUUUCUGUAUCUAAACUUGGAGAGAACAUGCCCAAAGACGGACAAAGCCUCAGAGAGCCUCUGCAGAUAAGGGCCUCACAUCGAGGAACAUCAAGAGUUCCUACUAUGUACCGUGCAUAGAAGAUCAGCUCUAGUUUCCCUCAGCCUAAAGCACACAUACUGUAUGAAUUUCUUAUAUUUGCCUUGAAAAUUAGGACACAAUACAGCAAACUGUUGGACUGUUUACACCUCACUGUCAGCCUGGUGAGACAACCUGAUCAAAUCCAUGUCAAAGUGUUGAUAUGUGUAAAACGGAGGGGGGUUAUUACAAUGUAGAGAUAUACAAUACAAAACUGAAAACCAAUGGCCAUAAGGCUGUUGUUGCUCACCAUGCCUUUUUGGAUAAAGGUACAGUGUUCGCUCGAGUCAUCAAAGCCAUGCUCGUCAGUAUCCUUCACCAAGGAAACCAGCAGCAAUAAUAUUGUACAGUAUUUUAUACACUGACCUUGAGCAAAUUAACCAACAAGUCUGACUCUUCACUUGCUCUCUCUUCAUCAUACUGUACUUGUUAUUAUCGAAGCCUGUUAUCAGAAACAUUACUUGAAUCUGUGCUCUAUGAUUAUUUGUACUAUAACUGGUCUCCGGAGCGGCGAAGGGGACAUGGGCAAAAAAAAAAAAAAAGUUUCCCCCUGCAACCUCCUCGGGUUGAGUUACUAAUUACUAAUGAUAAAAAAUCCUCAAAAUUAUGCUAAAUCAUAUUUUUCUAAAAUGUGUGUGCAUGCAAUACUUUCUGGAAGGAAACUUUUAUGAAUUUUUUUAUGCCCAUGUUUCCUCAGGGGCUCCGUACUGGUCACCAUCAUAACGCACUUGCUGUCACUGCUUCCAAUUUAAGCCAAGGAAAAGGUGAACUAAUCCAGCAGCAUUUUUUUUCCAGGAAAUUCAACUAAACAUAAUUUUGUUUCCUCAAAAUGGCCAAUAAUGUUGCGUGACUGGUUGAAUUUUGUCUGUCCUGACAGUAUAUAAAGAUGGACAGCAUGACUCCCCAAAAGUGAAGUCAAACUCUCAAUCCCACCCUCCUGGUGGUUUAGCUGCAAUAUAAGUCAUAAGCCCCCCCUCCUUCAUGUUGGUGAGGAGGACAUGGACCAAACCGUUUCUCAAAGAUGGUUUCUGUCAUUUUAGGCAGUUAUUGCGAUGUUUGUUCAAGUGUUCAUGUUUCCAGUAAGUCUGGUUUUAAUUAGUUAGUUGAUGCUACAAUGGGGUCAAACAUCAGGAUUGACAGCUGAGCCUUACUCACGAUUGGUCGAGCACGUGUAUCGGUGGGACCUCUAGCGCGGCUCCAUCCCCUAAUUACUACUGUGCAGACUCUGGCUCCAAAUGGUGCCAGAUGGCUGCAUUCCUGUCCAGCAUUCGUAUCUGGGAAUGUUUGGCUUCAUUUCUGCAUUGUGUAGACAUGUCAUCCAUCUUUAUAUACAGUGUAUGGUCUUGACAAAAAAUACAAAGAAUUACAAGAAGGAACUGUGAUGGAAUGUGAUGUCUUGCUAUCUAGAUCAAUAAAGGGAAACGAAAGCAACAAGCAAACCUGA
Hippoglossus stenolepis (Pacific halibut) is the source of this 4217-nucleotide messenger RNA. Its product is annotated as neuronal acetylcholine receptor subunit beta-2. Gene Ontology annotation, biological process: chemical synaptic transmission; nervous system process; regulation of membrane potential. NCBI's taxonomy places the organism in Eukaryota, Metazoa, Chordata, Actinopteri, Pleuronectiformes, Pleuronectidae. Gene Ontology annotation, cellular component: synapse; postsynaptic membrane; neuron projection. Bases 541 to 2040 code for a protein of 499 amino acids. The record is from RefSeq and is a predicted model, not a curated record. Gene Ontology annotation, molecular function: acetylcholine-gated monoatomic cation-selective channel activity; transmembrane signaling receptor activity. The transcript has 6 exons.